Messenger RNA from Rangifer tarandus platyrhynchus (Svalbard reindeer), 603 nucleotides. NCBI's taxonomy places the organism in Eukaryota, Metazoa, Chordata, Mammalia, Artiodactyla, Cervidae. The record is from the annotation of a GenBank genome assembly.
AUGGAAACCAAGCCGCGUGUGAGCGGCCCGGCCCCCGCCUGCUCGCCAGCUCGGGCUGUGGUCAUGCUUCUCAUGAAGCCCCUCCUCCUCUGCUGUGUGCGUGUCCUCCCCGGGCGUGUUCGCUGCUGCGCUUCAUCGACCCGAGUGGGGGUGUCCACGUCAGGCCCCAGAGCGGCCAAGGGGAGCGAGCCACCGGGGGCCAUCUCCACGGACCGCGUCCUGCUGGCCCCUUCUGCCCCGCGCCCCUGGCACCACCCCGGGGAAUGCGACGGGGCAGGAACAAUCGCCCAGCUUGUAGUCUCAGGCAGACACAAGCCCGCUUUCACAAGCCCACAGCCCCGGGUCUGUGCCGCCUGGCGCCAGAGGGAGCAGGCCCAGUGCCCAGCUGGGGAAGAUGCUGCUCCGGCCACGCCCCCAGUGGGUGGCCCGCAGAGGCUUCCUGCAGCCGCCAGCCUGGGUGCCCGCGCCCAGCCGGGCAGUCCACACCCCUCCACACCCCAGUCCAGGGAGACCCUGGGCCUCAGGAGCACGCCCCAAGGCUGGGGAGGAACCUGCCCUCGUGGUGGCGGAGCUCCAGUCCAGCCCCAGCGGAGCCUCGUAUGA